GUCAGGUCACGCACGUAGAUCCCGCCCGGACGUCACUUUCCCAUUUCAGCAGUUGCUCCGUCGGCGGAACGUUUAUGCCGAAUUGCACUUGAACACGGGCAAAAAACAUAAAGACAAAGAUGAGCGGCCGGAGUAUGAAAGCGGAUCGAUGCCCCACAGACAAGCUGGCGUUGACCAACUGCGCCAUCAUCAGUGAGAAGGAGCAGCAGUUUGAACAACACGUGACUGUGGGCAAGUUUGUGUUCACCUUGAAGACCGACCCCGGCGUGAACCCCGGUUCCAUCGGCUUCAGUCUGCCACAGAGAAAAUGGGCAGGACUAGUGAUUGGGCAAAAUGUCGAAGUAACAAACUACAAGUUUGACAAGUCCAAACAGUGCAUCAGCAGCGUGACGAUAGAAAUCGGCUUCCUGCAGAAGAAGAACGCCGACAGCAACCCCUACGACUCGGACAAGAUGGCCGGAGAGUUCAUCCAGCACUUCAACAACCAGGCGUUCACCGUUGGCCAGCAGCUGGCGUUUAGUUACAAUGACAAGCUGUUUGAACUGGUGAUAAAAGAUAUGGAGGCCAUGGACCCGAGCAUCCUAAAGGGAGGAAACGCAUCUGGGAAGAAGAUUGAAAUCGGUUUGUUGCUGGGAAAUAGUCAAGUGAUUUUUGAGAGGGCAGAGAGCUCCUCCAUGACCCUAAUUGGGAAAUCUAAGACCCGAGAGUCUCGCCAGUCUAUCAUCAGCCCCGACUGGAACUUUGAGAGGAUGGGGAUCGGCGGCCUCGACAAGGAGUUCUCCGACAUCUUCCGUCGAGCCUUCGCCUCUCGAGUCUUCCCCCCCGACAUCGUCGAACAGAUGGGCUGUAAGCAUGUGAAGGGGAUCCUGCUGUACGGACCCCCAGGCUGCGGUAAAACCCUGAUGGCUCGACAGAUCGGCAAGAUGCUGAAGGCCCGCGAGCCAAAGAUCGUCAACGGCCCCGAGAUCCUCAACAAGUACGUGGGAGAGUCUGAGGCGAACAUCAGGAAGCUGUUCGCCGACGCAGAGGACGAGCAGAAGAGGCUCGGUGCUAACAGCGGCCUUCACAUCAUCAUAUUCGAUGAAAUCGAUGCCAUCUGUAAGCAGCGAGGCAGCAUGGCGGGAAGCACCGGAGUCCACGACACCGUAGUCAACCAGCUGCUGUCCAAGAUCGACGGAGUGGAGCAGCUCAACAACAUCCUGGUCAUAGGUAUGACCAACAGGCCCGACCUGAUAGACGAGGCCCUGCUGAGGCCUGGAAGGCUGGAGGUGAAGAUGGAGAUAGGGUUACCGGAUGAAAAAGGUCGUAUUCAGAUCCUCCACAUCCACACAGCCAAGAUGCGUCAGUACGACCUGCUGUCCAGCGACGUCGACAUCAAGGAGCUCGCCGUGGAGACCAAGAACUACAGCGGCGCUGAACUGGAGGGUUUGGUUAGAGCUGCUCAGUCCACCGCCAUGAACAGACACAUCAAGGCCAGCAACACGGUGGAGGUGAACAUCGAGACGGCCGAGAGGCUGCAGGUCAGCAGGCUGGACUUCAUGGCCUCGCUGAACAACGACAUCAAACCCGCGUUUGGAACCAACCAGGAGGACUACGCCAGCUACAUCAUGAACGGUAUAAUCCGGUGGGGUGACCCUGUGUCAGCGGUCCUGGAGGACGGAGAGCUGCUGGUUCAGCAGACAAAGAACAGCGACCGAACACCGCUGGUGUCUGUGCUGCUGGAAGGUCCUCCUAACAGUGGGAAAACAGCGCUGGCAGCAAAGAUUUCUGAAGAUUCCCAGUUCCCCUUUAUCAAGAUCUGCUCCCCCGACAAGAUGAUCGGACACUCCGAGAUCGCCAAAUGCCAAGCCAUCAAAAAGAUAUUUGAAGAUGCCUACAAAUCCCAGUUGAGCUGUGUGGUUGUGGAUGACAUUGAACGCUUGUUGGAUUAUGUUCCAAUCGGGCCUCGUUUUUCCAACCUGGUGCUUCAAGCUUUGCUGGUGCUGCUGAAGAAACCGCCUCCAAAGGGUCGUAAGUUGCUGAUCAUCGGCACCACAAGCCGUAAAGACGUCCUCCAGGAAAUGGAGAUGUUAGAUGCCUUCAGCACCACCAUCCACAUUCCCAACAUCUCGCGGGGAGAGCAGCUGGUCGAGGCGCUGGAGCUGCUGGGCAGCUUCCAGGAGAAUGAACGGUCCAAAAUAGCUCAAGCUGUGAAGGGCCAAAGCUUGUGGAUCGGUAUUAAAAAGCUGCUCAUGCUGAUUGAGAUGGCUGUGCAGAUGGAUCCCGACCACAGAGUUAGCAAGUUCCUGAGUCUACUGAAGGACGAAGGAGCGCUGGGUUCUGAUAAGUUUGUGGCAAUCUAGACAGAGUGGAGCCACGUAGUGAAAUAGAGGCAUCCUUCAACGUUGCUGAGGAACGGAAGCCUGAAAAGAGGCUGGCAGGAGGAAGCAAGCGAGAGAUAGUUUCCAUCUCUCUCUGCAUCCUUUCCCUCCCAUCCCUGAAGCUCUGAGCGCUUCUCUCUGCUCUGCAGCUUUAUGCAGACGCCAACCAGGCCACGUCUUCAGCACUAUGAAGAGAAACUCCCAGGGUUUGUGGUAUCUGUGUAUAUUGGACUUCCUGAAUGCUGUAAACUCUCUGUGAUGCCCCUAGCACUCCAUCGGGAUUUUAUAUGGAUGUACACAUUUAAAAAAAUCAAGAAAAAACAGCCUUCCAUGGCGGGUAGACGUGCAUGCACAAACACUAAAUAUAAUACUGUUUCUAAAGGCCUUAUCUGUAUGCACACGUGAUCAUUCCACGACAUGGUGGCUCUAUGUCUUACAAAUGUAUUAUUAUUAUAUUGUGCUUGUUUCUCACAUUUUUAUGGUAUGAAUGAAUUAAUUCUAUUACUAACAACAACAAAAAAUCUGUAUGCAAAAUUAAUGAUCAAAUGAACGACCAGAUAUUUUAAAGGGAAGUUACUCAGGCUGCUUUAAGGCUCCGUACACGAUGUGCAAAGUAUGCAUUAUGAUAUUCCUGAUUUACUUCAAAUACUGUGAGUUUGUCCAAAAAAAACCUUAAUUUUCUACACAUGAAAACACUUCUGCUACCUCUAAAAGAAAAAAAAACACGUUCUUCUCACCUGUUGGAAUAACAUUUGUUAUAAUUACGCCUCCCCAUAAUCACCUCCUAAUUACAAAACUUUCUUCAGCUUCUAAUGAGAUGAACCUUUUCAGAUAUUUGCAGUCGCCCUCCGAGUUGAUUGUGCACCAUUUGCCAGCCGAGUAGCUCAUCUGUGGAAGCCACAGGGAGAAUAAUUCACUGGCUGCAGGUUUCCAGUGUAACACCAAGUGGAAAAAUGUUGUUUCAGGUGUCGGUAUCUCUUCCUUGGGGCGACGCUAAAACUGGAAAUUGUGUUGCUUGCAGCAUUUUUAUAUCUGUACGUGAAAUGAAAUAAAUAUGAACCAAAGCUGGUGAA
Amphiprion ocellaris (clown anemonefish) is the source of this 3433-nucleotide messenger RNA. Its product is annotated as vesicle-fusing ATPase-like. NCBI's taxonomy places the organism in Eukaryota, Metazoa, Chordata, Actinopteri, Pomacentridae. Gene Ontology annotation, cellular component: Golgi stack. The record is from RefSeq and is a predicted model, not a curated record. Gene Ontology annotation, biological process: SNARE complex disassembly; Golgi to plasma membrane protein transport; intra-Golgi vesicle-mediated transport. Gene Ontology annotation, molecular function: ATP binding; ATP hydrolysis activity. The transcript is spliced from 22 exons. The coding region runs from base 120 to 2342 and encodes 740 amino acids.